Molecule: messenger RNA, 1164 nt
Organism: Lodderomyces parapsilosis
Lineage: Eukaryota; Fungi; Ascomycota; Pichiomycetes; Serinales; Debaryomycetaceae
Product: pepsin-like aspartic protease
Exons: 1
Coding region: 1-1164 (387 amino acids)
Biological process (GO): proteolysis
Molecular function (GO): aspartic-type endopeptidase activity
Source: RefSeq, a predicted model, not a curated record
AUGGUUUUACUUUAUCAAGUUGCUUUAAUUGCAUUGUCUUGUGCCCAUAUUUGCAACGGGGCUGCGAUUAAGAAAAAAUCCAACAAGUUUGUUCAGUUUGAGUUUGACGUGACUCGCAAUGAUGGGCCAAUCACUAUCGACAAGCGUGGCUACGUUUCGUCAUCGUUAAGGAAUGAAAAAACUUACUACGGGAUUGAGUUAGAGCUUGGAUCAUCAAAGGCAAAGAACAAUGUUUUAUUUGAUACUGGGUCAAGUGAUUUGUGGGUUAUUGACAAACAAGCUGAUUGCGUCGAAGUUGAAUGUAAACAAUACGGUACUUAUUCACUUCAAGAUUCCACCACUGGUGAGGAUUUAAACGAGGCAUUCUCCAUUCACUACGCCGAUGACUCGUCAGCUAAUGGAACUUUUGUCAAGGACACGGUAACAAUCGGAAAUAUUUCCGUUCAAAGUCAACAAUUUGCUGUUGCCAAUUCUUCAUCUUCAGAUGUUGGAGUUUUAGGUAUUGGUUUCACUCAACUUGAACGAACCAAAGAUCACUCGACUUAUGACAAUUUGCCAAUCACGUUAAAGAAGCAAGGAUUUAUCGGCAAAGUGGCGUAUUCCUUAUACUUGAACUCACCUUCGAGUAAGAAAGGUUCAAUUUUGUUUGGGGGAGUUGACCACGCAAAGUAUCAUGGGGAAUUGAUUGACGUUCCAAUAGUGUCCAAUGAUAGUUUGGAUAUCGGACUCGAAUCAGUAGCAGUCAAUGGACACACCAUACAAACAUCGACGUCUCUGCUUCUCGAUCUGGGCACUACAUGGUCAUAUUUACCGGAAAAUGUCAUAAAAGCUAUUGCCAUUCAAAUUAAAGGUAAGUUUGUGGAUUCAUUGGGGGCCUAUGUUGCUGACUGCCACCAUCAAUACGUGAAUUUGACAUUCAACUUUGCCAACAAUGCUAAAGUGGAGGCACCAAUUUCGAGUUUUCUUGUGCCCAUUACUACAUUUGAAAAUAGUAAAAGGUCUUCAAGUGACAAUUGUGUAUUGGCAAUCUUUGAUGAUUAUGGAUCUUCUACAUUAGGUGAUAAUUUCUUGCAGAAUGCUUACAUGAAAUAUGACUUGGAAGAGAGGAAAGUUGGCAUUGCAACGGUUAAAUACACUAACGAGAGCUCUAUUGAGGAAUUGUAG